CACUUCAUCAUUUGUUUCCUUAUAGAAUCAUAGCUGCAUGAAGGGUUCUGGAGGAAUUUUCUAAAGUUACGGAAUUACUGCUGUCUGUUCAGAAAUAAAUUAAAUCAUUCAGAAUAGCCUAAUACGUCAUGAGAAGCCCUAUAAUUUAGCUACAGAGGACCAAUAGCUUCUUUUUUUAAAUAGCCUAGCUGCGGAUUGUAGCCCAAUAACAAAGAAUAGCCUACAGUCGGGAACGCGAGGCAAAUCUGUCAGUGAAAAAACAGCACGCAGACAAAACAGGCCUUUUGCAAUAUUUCAAAUACAAUCGAGGGAAAACACAGGUUGAAAAGCAAUGACUCUUGCUGAAAAGAUAAGACUAUGCUGUAGACUACCAAAAUAUUUGAUCAAAACCCAAACAUUGUUUUACAAAACAGAGAGAGAGAGAUAGGCUUUUGACACGAGCGCAUCGACAAUCUCCAGCGAGUGAGCUGCGCAUCAUUGGGAUUACUUCCACGUGCAACUGUCAGACGACAAGCAGGUGAGGUACUUCCUGGAGCUGAGCUAUGCUGGUGCCAUCCUUCGGGACAGCUGGGUCCUGACAGACGUUGGCAUCACCCCUAGCAGUGCCAUCUGCUGCCUGCUGAAGGUACCAGCCGAACACCUAGCUGUUUCUACCCGUGCUUGAAAAUGCAUAUCAAACGGGAGCCGGUGGUGCGUGUGUUCAGUGCCGUGAAGGGGGAGACCCUCUCAGUCUUGGGCACUGUGUUUCUCCUGAGUACGUCUGUGGCCAGGCUCAUGACCCUGGUGUCCCAGCAGUGUGGGCUUCCCGUCAGCUCCUUCAGACUGAGCUCUCCCACCGGCCUGCAAAUCUACGACUGCAACCGGCUGCACGACUACGCCAUUGACCUGGGGGCUACUCUACGGUUGGACACCUGGGAUGGGUGGGCGGAGUUCCUCAGAGGCUGCUUCCUGGGACACAGACUGACCGUCCAACGACACCUGUCUAGGGAGAGACCUGUGAUGAGGUUCCAGCUCCGGGUGGCACUCUACAUCGCUGCUUCUCUGGGCCACCUGGACCUGGCCGGCUGGCUGCUGGAGAGGGGGGUGCGUGUCAUUGAGCCGGUGGGGGUUCACCCUUACCGUGAGUGGUGCCACCAGACGGCCCACCCCGACGUCGCCAAGUGUCCCGCUGUCGCCUCCAUCGAGCGCGGCCAGCUCACCAUCCUCAAACUCUUUAUUGCCAGCAGCGUUCUGACCCUUGCCUGUCGGGAUCCCCAGGGUCGCGACCCCCUGAGGAUCGCCCUUCAAUACGGCCACAGGGAGUGUGUGAGUCACCUGGCCACCAAGCUGUGCUCUGUGGUGGUCCUCCCAGGUAUGGCCCUGCCCAUGCGGACAUACCUCCAGAUAAAGGGCUGGGUGAGGCUGGGGCAGAGGAGGGCAGCAUCCAGGCACUGCAUGGGCCUCAACAGGGCUCCGUUCAGGACCAGGGUGGGCGACACGGUCCUGGUGGACGGCUUCACCCUCCCCAAGAUGUCUUCCAAGCCCAGGAGGAGUGAGGCCAAGGCGGGUAUCAGGGUGAUGUCCACAGCCUCUCAAAGUUUGACCCCCAUCAACUGCCCAUCUCAUGUAACCUGCCCGCUCCGCGCCCUGGCAUCCCAGGAUAAACCUCUUCAACUACCGAAGCAACACCCUGUGGCCACGAGUGAUGAAAGAGAGAAGAAGAGGGGAUGUGGAGGGAAGGGAUGUGAGGAGGAUGAGAGUGGGGAUCAGAACAGCAACCAAUGGAGGAGCAGAGUCCCGCUCCCGCCCAUUUCCAGAGACACCAAUCUCAGACCUGUGUUUGCCUCGCCAAACUCCGCCCAGAUACUCACCACCUCACUGGAGGCCUUUUCUCUCCACUGCGACCGCACACCCAGAGAAAACGCCAUAUACUGUUUGGCCUUGGCCAGUGCCUUCACACAGAGACCAUGGUUGCAGCAGCUGAAUGUAGCGCGGACUCUGUCCAGGAGGAGUGCUCAGCACAUUGGGUAGACACCAGGAUCCUGGUCAUUAGGCAGAUUAAACAUACUGAAACAAGGAGGGACAACCUGGAAUUGUCCAAAAAGGAACUCUUAUUUGAGUUUUUAUUUUUAUUUUUUACAGUGAACAAGAUGAGACUUUGGAACGGAUGAUGCCUGAAACAAUGCGGACAACUUAGAAUUUUGUUCCUUUGGAUGAGGCUUAUAGAUAUAGUCAGUACUGUGUUUGAUUUGUGUGCAGAAAGUUUACAACGGCAGGCAGUGGAUUCUCAGUCAUUCCUCUCAAGGAACAAAAAACGUAUCAUAUUUCACUGGCUAUUUGUAGUAGCCAAAUGUGAAUGGAAUUAUUAUUAUUCUAGAAUCAUUCAGUUGACUGAAUGUGACUGUGGUUGUGCUGUAUGUGAUUGUACUGAAUGUGACUAUGUGGUUGUACUGUAUGUGAUUGUACUGAAUGUGACUAUGUGAUUGUACUGAAUGUGACUAUGUGGUUGUGCUGUAUGUGAUUGUACUGUACGUAAUUGUAAGUGUUUGACAUGGGUCUAAUUGAGGCUCCAACCCCCUGCCUUAAAACUCUUUUAUUAAGAUGUGGAUCAUUAUUGCUCAUAUGAGUCUGUGCUGUGUCAAAAUAACAAAUUCUUAUUUACAAUGAUGGCCAAACGCGGACGACGCUGGGCCAAUUAUGCAGCACCCUAUGGGACUCCCAAUCACUUGGGAGUGGGAAGGAUACCAAAUCCAAUAUCACACACUUCUUCCUUAGUAUUCUGAGAACUGUCAGAUAGCUGUGAGAGCUAUGAGUGGAUCGUGGACCCAUGCAUAAAUGAUAACUUUACUGUAACUCAGUGGGGCAAGUAGAACAUCCGGGUUAGUGUAUGUGCAUUAUCUGGACAGUUGAUUGUCUUUGUCUCAAAGCCUUUCCAUUUCUGGGGUAUUGAAGAAGCUUCUGAUCUCAACCUUCUUGACAGGUAAGAAACACUUGGUUAGUGUAUGUGUCUUAUCCAAUGGGUUGUCAGGUGAACGUUGAAGAUGCUUCUUGGAGGUGAUCUAAUGAUGUCAUUGAAUCGCUGUCAUUGAGUUGCUCACUGGACAACACAAUUCACUGAAAAUUAAAUCUGUCUUUCAUUUCACUUAUGUUGAUACUUGAUUGGCUAUUUGCUGUCUUUUGAAAAUCCAAAAAUAAAUAUAACUGUUUUAUGAAGCACUUGUAGACAUUCAUUGUUUUCAAAAUCAUAUUUUCAGCAAAACAGAUACAUACUUUUACAAUAUGACAUCAAAUCAAAUAAAAAUAAAAUAAGUGAUAUGUAAAUGAUUGGCAAAAGGCUCCAACCACCCAAGUCAUAGACUGUUCACUCUGCUACCACACGGCAAGCGAUACGAGAGCACCAAGUCUGGGACAAAAGGCUCCUUAACAGCUUCCACCCCC
This is a messenger RNA of Oncorhynchus mykiss (rainbow trout), 3417 nucleotides long. Lineage: Eukaryota; Metazoa; Chordata; Actinopteri; Salmoniformes; Salmonidae. The record is from RefSeq and is a predicted model, not a curated record.